GUAGUUUUUAAGGGAUUUUUUUUCAUAAAUAUUGUUAAGGAAUUUUGGAGGAUUUUUUAAAAAAGAAGAGUAGUUUUUGAGUCUAGAAUGAAGACUAAAUCACCGGAAUUUAUGUCACAGUGUAGAGUAUUAAAUUUUCCAUGGAUGAAUAAGAGAAUGAGACGUUCUAAGUCUGAAUAUAAAACAGUAUCAGGACAAGCAGAAUAUUCGCAAGUUCUUAUGUUUCAACCACCUUCAGUUGAAGUUGAAUCAGGAGUAAACAAAUCACCGUUUCCUGUAAUCCAAAUGAUGGAUGGGAAGGAGCCUUUCAUUUGGGAAGAUGGACAAACUAAGUUUUCAGAUAUUCCUAAAGAAAUGACUCAAACGAAAUCUUCGUGUUCACGAACAUCAGUGAAAUCAGUUUCAAAAAAUCGUAUUCCUCGGCCUAAAAAUGCAUUUAUUCUUUAUAGAUCUCAUGUGAGUCAAUUAUUGAAGGAAACUAUGACAUUUAAAGUACGUGAAUCGAAUAUAUCAAGUUUAGUUAGUGAGAUGUGGAAAAAAGAAUCAGAUGUGGUACAUGCUUAUUAUGCAAGACGAGCGGCUCUUGAAUGGGUUAAAUAUAUGAAAAGAGUUCAGCAACAGCGUUGCUCUCUGAAUACAGACGAAUCGGAAAUAAGAUCACCAACUCCGCCCGUUCCAUUACGGAAUGAGCCUUCUUUUUCGCCAGAACCUUGUCCAAAUAUUGUUUCAUAUACUCAACCGUCGUUUUCAAGUCCUACUCAAACGUCUGUCCAGGAAAAUUCGGUUGUUACAUCUUAUGAUGAUCCAUUUAUUGGUACUAUGUUAUAUAAUUCAUCACCAGAUACUUCAAAUCUAGGAUUUGUAAAUACUGAUCCAUCAGUACGUUUGUCAUCAUCGCCUCAAUCUUCUAAUGGAGAUAUUCUUGAUCCUACAUAUAAAGAUAAUAUACCAACUGGAAAUUCUGGUUAUUUAUUUCUCGACAAAUCAUGUGUACCACUUUCUUUUAAGGAUUUUCUAUUCUCUUAUAAUAUGAAUCAAUUAGAUACAAAUUGUGCUUAUACAUUUAACUCUUCAACUCCUGUUUUUCCUACUAAUACAUAUCCUUGUAUGAUUGAUACUGGUUUGGGUAUGGAUACUAAUAUUCGAUGGCCUGGACUUAUGCAAACUUCUACUCCAUGGCCUGUUAAUAUAGUUUAA
Pneumocystis murina B123 is the source of this 1197-nucleotide messenger RNA. RefSeq lists its product as hypothetical. Bases 88 to 1197 code for a protein of 369 amino acids. Lineage: Eukaryota; Fungi; Ascomycota; Pneumocystomycetes; Pneumocystales; Pneumocystaceae. The record is from RefSeq and is a predicted model, not a curated record. The transcript has a single exon.